AUGAGCACCCCAAGCCCCUACGCCAAAGAGCUCCAAUUGGCCAGCCUCGCAGUCCAGCGAGCAGCCCUCCUAACCGAACAACUCCUCUCCGCCGUCGACAAAGGCGCCCUCGACAAAAGCGAUGACUCCCCAGUAACAAUCGCCGACUUCGCCGCCCAAGCCUCCAUAAUCGCCGCAAUCCACAAUGUCUUCCCGGAAGACGACAUCGUCGGCGAAGAAGACGCCACCGCCCUCCGCUCGAACCCGACCCUCCUGGAACGAACCUGGGACCUCGCGACCUCCGUGCACCUGGACGACGCAGCCAGCGAAGCCCAGCUCCACACGCCCGCGACCCGCGAUGAGCUCCUCGACCUCAUUGAUCUCGGAGCCAAGGGCGCAUGCACCCCGACCUCUCGCACCUGGACCCUAGACCCGGUUGACGGCACAGCGACCUUUAUCCGCGGCGAGCAGGUGCUACUAUUCGGCCGUUGGGCACGGGGGGCCCUGCUACCAGCCCGUGCGCUUGAAAAGGUCCCGCAGGUUGCGGAGACUGCGCGGGUGAGCUUUAUUGAUACGCGGGCGGCGAAGACGCAGGAUCUCGAGGCUCAUGGUCGGGUGGCGGCGACAUUGGGAUGUCCGUGGCCGAACCCGGUGGAUUUGUGGUCUGCUCAGAUGCGGUAUGUGGCGAUUGCGGUGCAGGGUGGGUGCAAUGCUUUUAUAAAAUUGCCGCUGUCGGAUGAUUAUCGGUCGAAGAUCUGGGAUCAUGCUGGUGGUAUGCUUAUUGUGCAAGAGCUUGGUGUGCUUGUUACGGAUCUCGAGGGGAGACCGGUGGAUUGUUCGCAGGGACGAACUUUGGCAAGCUGUCAUGGAAUGGUUGUUGGUCCAGCCUCGGUGCAUGGGAGGAUAGUCGAGGCCGUGAAGCAAGUGCGCGGACUGUAG
Messenger RNA from Penicillium brevicompactum, 918 nucleotides. Its product is annotated as Inositol monophosphatase. Gene Ontology annotation, molecular function: 3'(2'),5'-bisphosphate nucleotidase activity. The coding region runs from base 1 to 918 and encodes 305 amino acids. Lineage: Eukaryota; Fungi; Ascomycota; Eurotiomycetes; Eurotiales; Aspergillaceae. Gene Ontology annotation, biological process: sulfate assimilation. The record is from RefSeq and is a predicted model, not a curated record. The transcript is spliced from 2 exons.